Messenger RNA from Helicoverpa armigera (cotton bollworm), 1543 nucleotides. RefSeq names its product putative fatty acyl-CoA reductase CG5065. Gene Ontology annotation, cellular component: peroxisome. The record is from RefSeq and is a predicted model, not a curated record. Lineage: Eukaryota; Metazoa; Arthropoda; Insecta; Lepidoptera; Noctuidae. Gene Ontology annotation, molecular function: alcohol-forming very long-chain fatty acyl-CoA reductase (NADP+) activity. Bases 89 to 1441 code for a protein of 450 amino acids. The transcript is spliced from 10 exons. Gene Ontology annotation, biological process: long-chain fatty-acyl-CoA metabolic process.
ACGGUUGUGGCCACUAAAGGUCUGAAACUACUUUUUUAAGUGAGAUAUAAUUUUAUUUGGGGUAGUCGUUGCUUAGAAAUAAUUCAUUAUGUCUGAUAACAAUAUAUCAAGGGUCGAAGCCUUUUAUACUGGAAGAUCUGUGCUCGUGACUGGCGGUACUGGAUUCGUUGGGAAGACUUUAAUAGAAAAGUUGCUGUUCAGCUGCAGUGCGAUUGACAAAAUUUAUGUGCUAGUACGUGACAAGUAUGGCAAGAAGGCGAGCGAGCGACUGGCUCGUAUUACUAGCACGCCAGCUUUCGACAGAUUAAAAGCACGCCGAAAUGAGGACCUCAAAAAAAUUACAGUCAUCACUGGGGACAUUACCAGGGUGAAUCUCGGAUUGUCGGAUAAUGUUUUAAAUAUAUUGGAGGACGAGGUGUCGGUUGUUUUUCACUUAGCAGCAACGGUAGCAUUCAAACUGCCUCUGAAAGAUGCCAUUAGGAUCAACGUAAAUGGAACUGAAAAUGUAAUAGAAUUAUGUCGCCGUCUGAAAAAAUUACAGGCCUUCGUGCACGUAUCGACAGCAUUCACCAAUUCGGAUCGAAAGGAAAUCGAUGAAGUGGUGUAUCCCAUGCCUAUUAAGUUAGAAGACGCCAGAAAAGUUGCUGAAUCGUUUUCCCAUAAGGAAAGGAUUAUUGACGUGUUUCUAGGAAAAAAACCCAAUACUUAUACUUUUUCCAAAGCAUUCGCCGAAGAACAAGUUAUGAAGCAAAGCGAAGAAUUGCCAGUUGCUAUAGUGAGACCAUCUAUAGUAAUGUCAGCCCUCAAAGAACCAUGUCCUGGCUGGAUAGACACUUGGAAUGGUUCCACAGGACUCUUCGUAGGUAUGCCUGCUGGCGUCCUGAAGGUGGUCAAAGGCAGGGGCACCAACAUCACAGAUCUAAUCCCAGUUGACAUUGUUAGUAACCUUAUUAUCGUCGCCGCUACGGAGUGUAAAAAAUCAAAACAUAUUAAAGUAUAUAACUGCUGUUCUGGACCUUCGAAUCCUAUCACGUGCGAUGGGGCCAGCGCGAUUUGUAGGAGAAUAGCAUUGAAACACUCGUUGAAUUCGUUACCGUGCCCCUUCCUAAUAUUUACACCGAACGUUAUACUAUACAAGAUACUUACUUUCGUACUACAAAUUAUACCAGCGUAUAUUAUUGACUUUUGGUGUAUGUUAAUGAGAAAGAAAGCUACCCAAAUGAAGCUUCAGGGUCGUCUGAAAAAAAUCAUAGAUGCUGUAAAAUUCUUCCUACUUAACGAAUGGAAGUUUUCUGACCGAAAUGUGAGGAAUCUUCUAGAAAGUAUGUCAGCUGUGGAUAGAGAAGCAUUUAAUUUCGACGUCAAAACGAUUAAUUGGGUAUCUUGCCUCGAAGAUUACGUAUUGGGAGCAAGGAAAUAUUUGCUCAAACCCGAGAAAUAGAUUCGGAGAAAAUAAUGUCGGUAUUGUGUAUAGAGAUUAAUUAAAUGAAGAGAUUAAUUAAUAUUAGAAAAAAUAUUGAUAGUAUAUGUGUGAUGGGGCAUG